Messenger RNA from Rotaria socialis, 399 nucleotides. The record is from the annotation of a GenBank genome assembly. Lineage: Eukaryota; Metazoa; Rotifera; Eurotatoria; Philodinida; Philodinidae.
AUGUUUUCAUCACAAGCUUGUUCAAUAUUUCAUGCGAAUCACAAAUUAUCACCAUGUCGAUGGUCAGCAUCGGGUCGAUCACUAACCGGCGAACGUGGUAGCGUUUCAUUUGAUGAACCAAAUCAAUCUCCGUCGCAAUUAUUAUUAAAUAAAAAUGCUCAUCCUAGACGACAUCUUGCUUGUGCACUGACUGCAUCGUUAUUGUUUUUUGUCACUGGUAUUGUUGCAGUUUUCUAUGCGAUUAAAUCCCUGAACUGUGAACGUCACGGCCAUUAUGAACAAGCCUAUGUACAUGCACGACGUUCAUUUUCUUGGUCAAUGGCAAGUUUUGUGGUCGCUCUUUUCUUUUAUCUAGCUAUCGGUCUUGUCGUUUUCAUUCGUACCAUUGAUUAUAGUUAA